AUGAACGAACCCCAUUCCCAAAAGACUGGGGGUAUAUACCACCGUCCGAUAGACGAACCAACCCAUUCCCAUUCAAAAGACUGGGGUAUAUACCACCGUCCGAUGAACGAACCAACCCUGUUUCCAUUCAAAAACCAUUUUCCAAUGAACGAACAACCCAUUCCAUUCAAAAGACUGGGUAUAUACCACCAGGCGAUAACCAUCCCAUUCCCAUUCGACUGGGAACCAAAUCCGAUGAACGAACCAACCCAUUCCCAUUCAAAAGACUGGGAGUGUAUACCACCGUCCGAUAGACGAACCAACCCAUUCCCCAAAAAGACUGGGGAGUAUAUACCACCGUCCAUUCAUUCCCAUUCAAAAGACUGGGGGUAUAUACCACCGUCCGACAGACAAACCAACCCAUUCCCAUUCAAAAGACUACUGGGUAUAUACCACCGUCGAUACGCACCGUGUAUACCACCGUCCGAACGAACCAACCCAUUCCCAUUCAAAGACUGGGAUGAACGAACCAACCCAUUCCCAUUCAACGGACGGGGUAUAUACCACCGUCGAUGGACGAACCAACCCAUUCCAUUCACGUAUAUACCACCGUCCGAUGAACCAACCCCGGGCGAUUCAGACGAACAAACUGGGGACCGUCCGAUACCAACCCCCAUUCAAAAGACGACAGACGAACCAACCCAUUCCCAUUCAAAGACUGGGGGAGUAUACCACCGUCCGUCAAUGUAUAACGAACCAACCAUUCCCAUUCACGGACAACCAUUCCCAUUCAAAGACUGGGGGUAUAUACCACCGUCCGAUAGACGAACCAACCCAUUCCCAUUCAAAAGACUGACAUCGUCCGAUAUACCAACGACCGAAAUUAAAAGACUCCGGGACAGGGAAGUAUACCCCACGAACCAACCCAUUCAAAAGACUGGGGAGUACCCAUUCAAAAAGACUGGGGAGUAUAUACCACCGUCCGAUAGACGAACCAACCCAUUCCCAUUCAAAAGACUGGGAGGUAUACCACCGUCGAUAAACGAACCAACCCAUUCCCAUUCAAAGACUGGGAGUAUAUACCACCGUCCGAUAGACGAACCAACCCAUUCCCCUGGGGGUGUAUACCCACCGUCCGAUAACGAACAACCCCAUUCCCAUUCAAAAGACUGGGAGUAUAUACCACCGUCCGAUAGACGAACCAAUUCAAAAGACUGGGAGUACAUACCACCGUCCGAUAGACGUAUUCAAAAGACUGGGGAAUAUAUACCACCGUCCGAAAGACGAACCAACCCAUUCAUUCAAAAGACUGGGUAUAUACCACCGUCCGAUAGACGAACCAACCCAUUCCAUUCAAAAAGACGUAUACCACCGUCCGAUAGACGAACCAACCCAUUCCAUUCAAAGACUGGGAGUAUACCACCGUCCGAUACGAACCAACCCAUUCCAUUCUGGAGGAAUAUAUCCCACCGUACCGAUAACGAACCAACCCAUUCCCAUUCAAAAGACUGGAAUAUAUACCACCGUCCGAUAGACGAACCAUAUUCCCAUUCAUCAGAGUAUAUACCACCGUCCGAUAGACGAACCAACCCAUUCAUUCAAAAAGACUGGGGAGUAUAUACCACCGUCCGAUUGGACGAACAACCCAUUCCCAUUCCAUAUUAA
Messenger RNA from Acanthosepion pharaonis, 1644 nucleotides. The record is from the annotation of a GenBank genome assembly. Lineage: Eukaryota; Metazoa; Mollusca; Cephalopoda; Sepiida; Sepiidae.